GGGAGAGGAGCUGGUGUUGGGUGAGAGGGGCAGCCAGGUGGGUCACUCCUGCUACAACCGCACCCACUAACAUGUAGACCACCAAAUUAACACUUAUCUCUUGUUUCACUGUUUAUUUCUCACCUUUCUUGCUCACUUAGAUUCCCCCUUUUUUUCUUACCACUGGUACUGUAUAAAAUACCAUUUAAAAAAUGUGGUAAGAUGUUUAUUGUUCGUAACGUCAAAGUGAGGUUACAACCUACAAAGUUUAUCUGAUAUUCAUCGGUCUAUUAUCAGAAAUCUUAAGCAUAUCAGCAGAACCAAAUAUAAGACGUGUGUCAUGAUGCUGGGAAGUAAUCAGUCCAGGAGAAUAUAUUAAGGUAGGAGGGCGCACCAGAGCUCCAGCUGGCGACUUUCACACGACUCUGGUAUUUGUGAUGACUUCCACUCACCCUUCCUUGGCAAGAAAAAGAGUGUAUGAGAGACAGACAUAGGGAAAGGUGUGGGGAAGUAUUGGAUGAAACACUGCCUUUUACGGUAGGCUCUCUCCACAACCAGUUUUUCUCUCUUUACUUGACAAGAGUAAUAAGGAAUCAAACCCAGUUUGUUUAUAAUGCCACUGACAAAGCUUCCAGCGAAAGUUAUAAUCACUUAUUUACUGAAUAAACACAGCAAACACAUUGCUCUCCCACAAUUCUUUAUAUACAAUAUGAUUUUACAAUUUAUCAACUCUAUUUGGGCAGUUGUGCCUCAGCACUGAUCGGCUCGUUAGCCGCUUGGGCGAGGUAUUUCAUUUCGGGACAAUGAAAAUUACCACAGUAAAUCGGGUAAAGGUUGACGAUUUUAACUAUUUCACGAACCUGGUGUCCCGUAACUACAUAGGACACCAACCUCUGUGACGGGUGUGACAUAGCUCACACUUCUAUGGCAAGCCUACUCAGCUCGGCACCGCCCACUCCCCGGACAACUUACUCAAUAAACCCACGUUAAGCAAGUUUUAGGACACAACCACCAGCCACUCUGAUCAGUGAAGUCCUCGGGCCUCCACUUCUUUUGCCCGAAGCGUUGUAAAGCCUUUAUCACUAUCAGUCAGAGUACAUGCGUUGUGUACUUCUAGGACCAAAUUAAGUGGCUUUAUUAUUUGGCCAGGUCAGUGUCAGUCUCUGAAGACAGCGCUCUGCAGUCUACUUUUACAUUCAGCUUCACAAUAAAUCAAUCAUAUUGAAAGUCAUCAUUUAGGUGCUUCUUCUCGGGGGUUUCGGUGCUAAUACUCUAAGGUCAAGGAGCAGACCACUAGUCUCCUGGUGACGCGUGGAGGGUGACGCUCGACGACAGAGGCGGCUACUCCUGUAGAAGCGGAUGCCAAGAGAGCGACACAGGUUCUGUUUUACUCGACAAUGGUGGGGAAGGCCUCUCUGAGGAUAGCUGCUGGAGAGUGGGUGCCAUGGACGAGGGUGGAGAUGCUGGACAACGAUACCGUCACCAUCCACGGCCCCAUGGACAACUUACUCCGGAUCCUCGCUAAUAAACUGAACUUUGAAUACGAGUUGGUGCAGCCGCCAGACCGCAUGUGGGGAGUGGCUGGCCCAGACGGUAAUUGGACGGGAAUGUUGGGAAUGUUGCAGCGACAGGAGGUGGAAAUGGCGGUAGGGCCGUUCGCUGUGUCACGAGCUCGGGAGACAGUGUGUGACUUCUCUGAGCCAGUGUACAGUGAGAACAUGGCCAUUCUCAUGGUCCGUCCCAGCCUCCAGAGUGACCUGUCAGGCUUCCUCAAGCCCUUCACGCCCACCGUGUGGUCACUGGUGUUGGCGGCGAUGGUCUGUAUUUGCCUCACUUUCGCCACUGUCACCUGGCAGGAGGCGAAGCUCUUCAACACGUCUAACAGACGCCCCGUGUCCACCGCCGUCAUAUGGGUCUUCAAGGCACUCACACAGGAGAGCACUGAGUGGCUGCCAAAGACAGACGGGAGCCGCUUGGUGGUGACGACUUGGCUGUUGGCGUCGCUGGUGUUCAUGUCCUCCUACAGCGGCAUCCUGACGGCCAUGCUGACUGUGCCUCGGGUCACCAUCCCGAUAGACUCCGUGGAGGACCUAGUCACUCAGAAGGACCUCCAAUGGCGCCUAGAGGCUGGUUCUAUGAUGUUUCAGUACUAUCAAGAAGCAACGGAGGGGAUACGAAAGGCUGUGUUUGACGGUCAUGAGGGGACCUUCCAGGAUUGUUGGGCGGCACGACAGCCCAUCGCCCAGGGGCAGUUUGCUGGCAUUUGCGACAAGACCACUAUGAAAAAGGCCAUGUCCUGGGACUUCAGCUCGACGGGGCAGUGUCACCUGUACAUCUCCCGGGAGGUCGCUUACAGUAAUGUGAUGAUCGCUAUGGCCUACAGGACAAACUCUUCCUACAAAGAAAAGGCUGAUUAUUGGCUCAGAAGAGUAAAGGAAUCCGGGGUGAUCAACUUGUGGCUGCAGAAGGAGAUCACCAACACCUCACAGUGCCUCCUGCCGCCUUCCGCUGGCAAGUCUACCAACACGGUGUCAGGCCUCGACCUGGACUCCUUCAUGGGGUCCAUCAUAGUGCUGGCCGGAGGUCUGACGACGGCGAUGUUAGUAUUCCUGCUGGAGCUGUGUGUGAGCUGGACGUUAGCGAAGUGUGACAUACUUACCACACCGUCCACCAGUAUUUCACCUAUAUUAAUACAAAUCUAAUCACAACGACGCUUUGAAUUACGAAGAAGAUGGUGAUGUAGCUUGGUCAAUGUCGACUGCACGAUGCUGGAACUGAGUUCUACUUGUUGUGAGAAGCAAUAUUCAUCAACACAUUCUGUACUGACAUCAUAGGUAUCACGUAUUACAUCAUAUUUGUUACUAGAGUAAACAAGUCCGAGUAGAAAACACCUACAUGCACUAAUAGAGUUUUUGGUCUUACUGAUAACCUACACGUAUUAAUAUACUUGUAGGCAUAUCGUUUUUACAAGGCUCCAAUUGAGUGCGAGGGAAAAAAACACAUUUCAUGGGCUUACGACAGCCCUAACUGCCCCUAAAUGCCUUGAGUUUGCAAAUUGCAUGUUUCAAAUAACUUGUAAAUGCACCUUCAACAUAUCUCCUCUUCAUUUCACCUGCUGACACCUACUGUAUAUAACCAAUAGGUCGAUAUUUUACCGAUUGUUAUUUUCCUCAUUCCCCGUUCUAGUUUUUAUGGUAGUUAAUUAUGUCCGCGUUCAACUAUCAUUCUCCCUUCCUCUCUUUCCUUUUCCCUUCUCCUUCUCAUCCCUUCCUCUUCCCUUCUCUUCUCGUUUUCUUCUUUUCGACUUAUAUUCUCUUCCUUUCCCCUCCCCCUCCCCUUCUCCUUCUCAUCCCUUCCUCUUCCCUUCUCAUUCCCUCUCCCUUCUCUUCCCGUUCCCUUCCCUUCUCCCUGCACUUCGAUCCACUAGAUUGCCUCCAGAACAUGCGAUACUCUCUGACACACAAUACCCCUAAUUCUACAGUAAACACAGAAAAUGUUGUUAACUAUCACCAAAUGGAAACAUUAACAUAAUGUCCGUAAAGCUCACAACAAUGUAAACACAGAAUAUAUACUAUCUAUUAUAUCAAAACCAUAUGUUAUAAUUUAAUUAUCAAAACUUGUAGAAAUUGGUGUUUAGAUGUGAAUAAUAAAUCUAUUUAGCAAAUAAUA
Homarus americanus (American lobster) is the source of this 3648-nucleotide messenger RNA. Its product is annotated as glutamate receptor ionotropic, delta-1-like. NCBI's taxonomy places the organism in Eukaryota, Metazoa, Arthropoda, Malacostraca, Decapoda, Nephropidae. Gene Ontology annotation, cellular component: membrane. The record is from RefSeq and is a predicted model, not a curated record. The coding region runs from base 1377 to 2681 and encodes 434 amino acids. Gene Ontology annotation, molecular function: glutamate-gated receptor activity. The transcript is spliced from 11 exons.